This is a messenger RNA of Mastomys coucha (southern multimammate mouse), 2818 nucleotides long. It is a transcript of the gene Nmd3, whose product is annotated as NMD3 ribosome export adaptor. Lineage: Eukaryota; Metazoa; Chordata; Mammalia; Rodentia; Muridae. Gene Ontology annotation, cellular component: nucleus; cytoplasm. Gene Ontology annotation, molecular function: ribosomal large subunit binding. Bases 147 to 1658 code for a protein of 503 amino acids. The transcript is spliced from 16 exons. The record is from RefSeq and is a predicted model, not a curated record. Gene Ontology annotation, biological process: ribosomal large subunit export from nucleus.
GCCCGCCCCCUUCAGCACGCGGGACUUCCGGCUUUCCUAUCGCGAGAUCUUCCUGGUGGCGUUGGGCAGCAGAUACUGAGUCCCUGCCGGCGGGUUGUGGCCUGUUGGUGUGUCUUGGCCUGUCUCGGAGGUGCUGGUCCCGAGCCAUGGAGUACAUGACGGAACCCGUUGAGCGCAGCCCAGGACACAUCUUGUGCUGUGAGUGUGGUGUCCCAAUUAGUCCAAAUCCUGCCAAUAUUUGUGUGGCCUGUUUACGAAGUAAAGUUGACAUCAGCCAAGGUGUUCCAAAGCAGGUCUCCAUUUCUUUCUGCAAACAAUGUCAAAGAUAUUUUCAGCCACCAGCAUCAUGGGUACAGUGUGCUUUAGAAUCCAGGGAACUUCUUGCUUUGUGUUUGAAAAAAAUCAAAGCUCCUCUGAGUAAGGUUCGGCUUGUCGAUGCAGGCUUUGUUUGGACUGAGCCCCAUUCCAAGAGACUUAAAGUUAAAUUGACAAUUCAGAAAGAGGUGAUGAAUGGUGCUAUCCUGCAGCAAGUGUUUGUGGUGGAUUAUAUUGUUCAGUCCCAAAUGUGUGGAGACUGUCAUAGAGUAGAAGCUAAGGAUUUCUGGAAGGCUGUGAUCCAAGUCAGGCAGAAGACUCUGCACAAGAAAACAUUCUACUAUCUGGAACAGUUGAUUCUAAAAUAUGGAAUGCAUCAGAAUACACUACGUAUUAAGGAGAUUCAUGACGGUCUGGAUUUUUAUUAUUCUUCAAAACAACAUGCUCAGAAGAUGGUGGAGUUUCUGCAGAGUACAGUUCCCUGUAGAUACAAAGCAUCACAAAGAUUGAUCUCCCAGGAUAUUCAUAGUAACACAUACAAUUACAAGAGUACUUUUUCUGUGGAAAUUGUUCCAAUAUGCAAGGAUAAUGUUGUCUGUCUAUCACCAAAACUGGCACAGAGCCUUGGAAAUAUGAGCCAGAUAUGUAUUUGUAUUCGAGUAACUAGUGCCAUCCAUCUCAUAGACCCAAACACCCUACAAGUUGCAGAUAUUGAUGGGAACACUUUCUGGAGUCAUCCUUUCAAUAGCUUAUGCCAUCCUAAACAGCUCGAAGAGUUUAUUGUGAUAGAAUGCAGCGUAGUCCGAGAUCUGAAGCGAAGCGCAGGGGCAGGAGUGAUCUCAAAGAGGCACACCCUUGGGGAAGUCUGGAUCCAGAAGACAUCUGAAAUGAGUACAGAUAAACAGUAUUUUUGCCGGACUCACUUGGGACAUCUUUUAAAUCCUGGAGACCUGGUGCUGGGAUUUGAUUUGGCCAACUGUAACUUAAAUGAUGAGCAUGUCAACAAAAUGAACUCAGACAGAGUUCCAGAUGUGGUGUUAAUUAAGAAGAGUUAUGACCGUACCAAACGCCAGCGCCGUAGAAACUGGAAACUGAAAGAGCUUGCAAGAGACAGAGAAGAUAUGGACACAGAUGAUGAAAGGCAAUAUCAAGAUUUUCUUGAAGAUCUUGAAGAAGAUGAGGCAAUUAGAAAAAAUGUCAACAUUUACAGAGAUGCAGCCAUCCCCGUGGAAAGUGACACAGAUGAUGAAGGAGCACCUCGAAUUAGUCUGGCUGAGAUGCUUGAAGACCUUAGUAUUUCUCAAGAUGCCACUGGUGAAGAAGGUGCAUCAAUGAUGUCAUGAUGAGUCAUAUUAUAUGCUAUUUGCAUAUCUGUGGCCUCAGGAAGCUGGAAAAACCUUCAUUGUAUAGUACAUGUAUUCCCUUAUAUUUUGAAAGGAGAAAUUUGACCUUAAACUUGAGUAAAUUACUAUUGAUUGUUCACUUAAAGUGUUGUAAAGGUUUCAUAGUUUGGUUGAUAGAUAAUAAGAGAUUAGAUGGAAUUUAAUUGUUACUGAUAUUUAAGCCACCUCAUGUAUGCAGUUUUAUUGGCUUGAUUUUUUAAUAUAGGAGGCACUUACUACUAUAGUGCUGGAUUCAGAUGACUAAAAGUUAGGGUUUUUUUGAGUAUUAACCAAAUAUUGGAACAUAAAUCAGCCUCUUACAUUGGUUUUAUAUUGAUUGAUUUAUGAACAUAUAAAAAUAUGUCUGAAUUACUUGAUAUAAACUAAUGUAUUUUGGUUCACUUUAGAUCACUUUUAUAUCCUAGGGGUAGGAAAAUGAAGGUUCAGUUGAUCAUUAGACAGUUGGGAAGCUAAUCUUUUUAUUUCUACCUAGAAUUAGCAUCUUCAUCUUUCUUCCCCUUUUCUGAGGUUAAACCCAAGGCCUUGUGCUUCUAAAUUUGGUGUUCUGUCCUUGAGCUGCAGCUUUAGCUCUGAAAAAAAUUUUAACUGAGGGUUAUUUUUUAUAGAUGUUUAGGGAAUGCAUACUAAUUUUAUAGGUUAAGUAACUAUUUUUUUUAUUCUACCUCAGGCAGCAGCUUAGGGUGAUAGCUUGCUUAUAUUAUAAAAAUGUCUGGCACUUGUAUCAUAAAUAAAGUUUUUAAAUUUUGUGUUUCAAAUUGGGAAGAAAGACUUUUUCUCUGUAAGUUUCUGUCAUUGAACAUAACUCAUCUUCAUCAGCAAGAAUGUGAUUAUAGAUGAUGGAAUAGGAAGAUCUUUUAUGAGACCUAGAAUAAAGCCUUUCAUGGUCUGAAAGAGUAUUGGCUUGGAUGUAAAAACUAUUUGAAAAUGAAGUUUUAUGAUCUUGUUUCUAUAAGCAACAUCAUUUGUUAAACACUAUAGUGAAUGUCUUUACUUAGCCUGUAUAUGCCAUUGGAGAUGGAAACUAGUGCUCAGUGUCUUUUAAGAUUCAACUACCAGAGUUUUGCAAUUAUGAAUAAAGGCUCAAACAUUCUGUAGUCCUU